Molecule: messenger RNA, 688 nt
Organism: Cicer arietinum (chickpea)
Lineage: Eukaryota; Viridiplantae; Streptophyta; Magnoliopsida; Fabales; Fabaceae
Product: sugar transport protein 1-like
Biological process (GO): transmembrane transport
Cellular component (GO): membrane
Molecular function (GO): carbohydrate transmembrane transporter activity
Source: RefSeq, a predicted model, not a curated record
UGUGGCUACUUGUGUGUCCAUGUAUGGUGUUGAUAGGUGGGGGAGGAGAACGCUUUUCCUUGUAGGUGGAGUGCAGAUGAUAAUAAGCCAGAUUGUAGUUGCAGCUGCAAUUUGGGCGAAAUUUGGAACUGAUGGUAGUCCGGGUGAUUUACCACAGUGGUAUGCCAUUCUAGUUGUGUUCUUUUUAUGCAUUUAUAUAGCUGGUUUUGCUUGGUCAUGGGGUCCACUUGGAUGGUUGGUGCCGAGUGAGAUAUUCCCAUCGGAGAUUCGCUCAGCUGGUCAAAGUGUCACGGUGUCGUGCAAUAUGUUUUUCACAUUCGUUGUGGCACAAUGUUUCUUGACCAUGCUCUGCCAUAUGAAGUUUGGAUUGUUCAUAUUCUUUGCUGCCUUUGUUGUGGCUAUGACAAUCUUUGUAUACUUCAUGCUGCCAGAAACUAAAGGAAUUUCUAUUGAUGAGAUGGGCAGUGUUUGGAGAUCUCACUCUUAUUGGUCUAGAUUUGUAGAACAUAAUGAUGAUAAUGAUGUUGAGAUGGACCAGCAAAUACCACCAGUUCAUACUCAUUAGUCUAGAUUUUAGUUUAUUUUAUUUUGUUAAGAAAUUAGUUUUCUUUUUAUUUUCUACUGUUGUACAAAAAUGACACUAUGAUCAAGUUUUAUAUAUUUUUAAUGUCAAAUUUAUUUUGUAUCA